Messenger RNA from Fusarium keratoplasticum, 3336 nucleotides. Its product is annotated as SNF2 family DNA-dependent ATPase. Gene Ontology annotation, molecular function: ATP-dependent chromatin remodeler activity; ATP binding. The record is from RefSeq and is a predicted model, not a curated record. Bases 1 to 3336 code for a protein of 1111 amino acids. Lineage: Eukaryota; Fungi; Ascomycota; Sordariomycetes; Hypocreales; Nectriaceae. The transcript has 3 exons.
AUGGCUACAAAUGGCCAGUCAUCUCGCUCCGCCAACGCCGUUCCCUCAUGGAAUCCCGCCGCGCUGCUGCAGCCAAAUCGCAAGACGCCCUCGAGUCCAGAUCUCACCAACCCUGCCCAGAGGCAGUUUUCGCCAUCCCAGAACCUUCAAAGAAAUCUACAGAGACCGCAGGCGAAUAACCCCGUCGUCUUUCAGUUCUCAAGUCCAAAUGAUACCCCGUCUGCCGGCCCAUCUAGUCGAUCAUCCACCCCAGGAAGCAGCUACACGAACGGAACCAAUGGCGCCGGUGCAUUCAUUGAGCGUAUGAAUAACAUUCAGCAUCGUUCGGUAGUUCCGCAGGCCAAGCGACGACGAGUGGAGGACAUAGAAGGUUCUCAUGAGGGCCAAGCUCCUACGGUCCGUGGCGGGAGCGGGAUUUUGGGAGGAUAUGUCCAGGAGAAGCGCAAAGAGGCUAACAGCUCAACUGCCUCGCCAGCCAUGACUGUCGACCUCACCAGUGGAAACGAUGAUGAAGAGGUAGUCAUACAAGACCCUCGCGACGAGGAGGUUUGCUAUGGUAUGAUCAAGGCGGCGCUGAGCUGCAGCCGAGUUCCCUCGCCAAAGCCAGGCUCUGUGCAGAGCCUCUGGGGCCCAGGCUACCAACCCGCUAUCAAGGUCGUACUCAAGAGGCAGGUGGGCGAUACAUCGUUCAAAAUACAAGCAUACGACCACACGCGGCAGAUCAUUGGUCUCGUUGAAGCUGCAAGUGCCCGUGCUGUUGCUCCUCUUCUCGACUCGAAUAUUCAUUUGAGAACAGAAUGUCGGAUCCCGCCACAACCCAAGCAACCCGGUGAGGAACCUGGCCAGCCGACUUCUCGAUCUUACACUCUGGACAUUGUCAUGUACGGGCCCGUCAAGUAUGCUCGCAAUGUGGGCGCGCACCUGAGCAAGUACAACCAGAAGUUGCUAGCUCCCUACCUGGUCCAGAAGGGCAUUCGCGUCCAGAACCCUCACGUUCUCGAAUAUCGUCCCCCGGCCCCGAGAUCAUAUUCUUCCACCAACUCUUCAGCUGAUGGACAAGGGGGUUCCUUCACUAGCACCGUCACUACUCGUACCGUCGAGGAGAUUCGUUCAGAAGUUAUGGGCGUGUUCGACUCCCUCACGCGAAACGACGAUCUGCCAGAAAUGGAACCUUCCUCCAACAUCCUCACACCUCUGCUUAAGCAUCAGAAGCAAGGAUUAUUCUUCAUGUCAACCAGGGAGCAGCCCCGAGACGUGCAGGCGCAGGAAAAGACCAUGGUAUCAUUCUGGCAGGACAAGAUAGGCCCAGCCGGACAAAGGCUGUUCCUCAAUGUCAUCACUGGACAGACCCAAUCCAGGCCGCCAGCAGAAACUCGAGGUGGAAUCCUGGCUGACAUGAUGGGCCUUGGUAAGACGUUGAGUAUCCUCUCACUAAUCACAUCCUCGACCGACAAAGCACUCGAGUGGGAGCAACGAGCUCCGAUCCAGCCAGAAGCUCCGGAGCAAAGGCAAUCGAGGCAUGAUGUUCUCACCCAGCAGCCAAGCCUUGCCUUGACACCUCUGAUGCGAAACUCCAAGGCUACUCUGCUUGUCUGCCCUCUGAGCACUGUUACCAACUGGGAGGAACAGAUCAAGCAGCAUAUUCGGCCUGGUACUCUCAACUACCACAUUUACCACGGGCCUAACCGAAUCAAGGAUCCUGCGAGACUGGCCGGCUUUGACCUUGUCAUUACUACAUAUGGCUCCGUUUCGAACGAGCUCAGCUCUCGCCGGAAGAAGAAGGAUGGCCUCUACCCACUGGAGCAACUUGGGUGGUUUAGAAUUGUGUUGGACGAAGCACAUAUGAUUCGUGAACACUCAACUCUACAAUUCAAGGCGAUUUGUCGACUGCAAGCCGAUAGACGCUGGGCUGUCACCGGAACCCCUGUUCAGAAUCGACUAGACGAUCUGGCAGCCUUGCUCGCUUUCCUCCGCCUCCAUCCUUUCCACGAUCGAAGCAAGUUUCUCCGUUACAUCGUGGAGCCUUUCAAAGCGUGCGACCCCGAAAUUGUGCCCAAGCUACGAGUUCUCGUCGACACGAUCACACUACGCCGACUUAAGGACAAGAUCAACCUGCCUCCUCGAGAGGAUCUUGUGAUAAAGCUUGAUUUCAGCCCCGAGGAGCGCAGCAUCUACGAACUUUUCGCAAGAAACGCCCAGGAUCGAGUCAAGGUGCUGGCCGGAAUUAACAAUGGAAAGGCCCUUGGCGGAAACACGUAUAUCCAUAUUCUAAAGGCCAUCCUGAGACUCCGACUGCUUUGCGCGCACGGCAAAGAUCUGCUCAAUGACGCUGAUCUAGAUGCCCUGCAAGGAAUGUCGGCAGAAAUGGCAAUCGAUAUUGACGAUGACGACGAUGAAGAUGACAAGCCGUCUCUGUCGGACCAGAAGGCGCACGAAAUGUUUACUCUCAUGCAAGAGACCAACAAUGACGCAUGUAUCGAGUGCAGCAGGAAGCUUGGCUCUAACGAGAGUUCCAACAUCGAAGCCGAAGGUCAGGAUGACAUUCUAGGAUACAUGACUCCCUGCUUCCACGUCAUCUGCCGAUCUUGCAUCAAGACAUUCAAGGACCGGGUGAGAUCUCUGAUGGCACCAGGCGAGACGUCUGGAUACUGUCCAGUCUGCAACGCCUACGUCAAGCAUGCAUUCGUGCAGCUUCACCGUAGGGAGGUGGACGCGGAGCAUGAUGGUCCAGCCAAGACCAAGUCACGGAACUCGGUCAAGAAUUUCGACAAGUACGAUGGUCCUCAUACCAAGACACGGGCUCUGGUCGAAGAGCUCUUGCAGGCUAAAGCGGCCAGUGAGGCCAAUCCUUCUGAGCCGCCUUACAAGUCUGUUGUCUUCUCGGGCUGGACCUCGCACCUGGAUCUCAUCGAGCUGGCCCUCAAUGCCGCUGGAAUCAAGUUCACAAGACUGGACGGCAGUAUGAGCCGUACCCUCCGAACAUCGGCCAUGGACAAGUUCCGUGAGGACAACACAGUUCAUGUCAUCCUUGUGUCCAUCAUGGCUGGUGGACUGGGUCUGAACCUGACAGCAGGCAACAACGUGUAUGUGAUGGAGCCUCAGUACAACCCGGCGGCAGAGGCUCAGGCUAUCGACCGAGUCCAUCGACUGGGACAGAAACGACCUGUCCGCACAGUUCGGUACAUCAUGCGCGAUAGUUUCGAGGAGAAGAUGCUGGAGCUUCAGGAGAAGAAGAUGAAGCUUGCCAGCCUCAGUAUGGACGGACAGAGCAAGACGCUGGAUAAGGCCGAGGCGGCCCGGCAAAAGUUGAUGGACCUUCGAAGUCUUUUCAAAUGA